This is a messenger RNA of Galeopterus variegatus (Sunda flying lemur), 2411 nucleotides long. RefSeq names its product headcase homolog (Drosophila) (gene HECA). The transcript has 5 exons. The record is from RefSeq and is a predicted model, not a curated record. Bases 1 to 1491 code for a protein of 496 amino acids. NCBI's taxonomy places the organism in Eukaryota, Metazoa, Chordata, Mammalia, Dermoptera, Cynocephalidae.
AUGCCCAACCCCAAAAACAGCAAAGGCGGCCGCAAAAACAGCAAAGGCGGCCGCAAAAACAAGCGCGCCGCGAACGCCGCGGCCGUCGCGGGCGCUGCAGCCGCAGGCGACGCUAGGAACGAAGCCCCUUGUGCCACGCCCCUGAUCUGCAGCUUCGGGAGGCCGGUGGACCUGGAGAAGGACGACUACCAGAAGGUGGUGUGUAACAACGAGCACUGCCCCUGCAGCACCUGGAUGCACCUACAGUGUUUCUAUGAGUGGGAGAGCAGCAUCCUGGUGCAGUUUAACUGCAUCGGCCGGGCUCGCAGCUGGAACGAGAAGCAGUGCCGCCAGAACAUGUGGACAAAGAAGGGCUACGACCUGGCCUUCCGUUUCUGCUCCUGUCGCUGUGGGCAGGGCCACUUGAAGAAGGAUACGGACUGGUACCAGGUGAAGCGCAUGCAGGACGAGAAAAAGAAGAAGUCUGGGUCACAGAAGAAUGCAGGGAGGCCCCCGGGGGAGGCUGUGGAGGAGACAAAAAAAGGCAGGCCCCCGAACAAGCCCCAGAAAGGCCUGAACCACGAUCUCCCCCGACGGCAUUCCAUGGACAGGCAGAACUCUCAGGAGAAAGCGGUGGGUGCCGUGGCCUACGUCGCCCGCUCCCCGUGCGGCUCCCCUGGCCAGUCCCCACCCACAGGCUACUCCAUCCUCUCCCCUGCCCACUUCAGUGGUCCCCGCUCCUCGAGAUACCUUGGGGAAUUCUUAAAGAACGCUAUCCAUCUGGAGCCUCACAAAAAGGCCAUGGCUGGCGGCCACGUGUUCAGAAACGCCCACUUCGAUUACAGUCCGGCGGGGUUGUCGGUUCACAGAGGGGCGCACUUUGAUGCACCUGUGCAGUUCCUGCGGCGGCUGGACCUCUCCGAGCUGCUUACUCCCAUCCCCCGGCAUAAGUUGAACACUUUCCACGUGCGGAUGGAAGAUGAUGCCCAAGUGGGCCAGGGCGAGGAUCUGCGCAAGUUCAUUCUUGCGGCCCUCAGUGCCAGCCACAGAAAUGUUGUAAACUGUGCUCUGUGCCACCGGGCGCUCCCGGUGUUCGAACAGUUCCCACUGUUCCCACUGGUGGACGGAACUCUGUUCUUAAGUCCAUCACGACACGAUGAGAUCGAAUACGAUGUUCCUUGUCACCUUCAAGGGAGACUCAUGCACCUGUAUGCGGUGUGCGUAGACUGCCUGGAAGGGGUUCACAAGAUCAUCUGCAUCAAGUGUAAGUCGCGCUGGGAUGGCAGCUGGCACCAGUUGGGCACCAUGUAUACCUAUGACAUACUGGCCGCCUCACCUUGCUGUCAGGCCCGCCUGAACUGUAAGCACUGUGGGAAGCCUGUGAUCGACGUGCGGAUUGGGAUGCAGUACUUCUCUGAGUACAGCAAUGUCCAGCAGUGUCCACACUGUGGGAACCUGGACUACCAUUUUGUGAAGCCAUUUUCCUCCUUUAAAGUUCUUGAAGCUUAUUGAUGAAAGCUUUGCUUAGUAAUAGCUAUUUUAUUGAUAUUGUUACUUUAUUACAUAUCUUUUAUAGGGAACCAUUCUGUGACAUUAAUUUCUUUUCUAAUUUAAAGGAGAGUUACUUUGUGUAUAUGUGCCACUAAAAGGGGACUGUCCCUUGCCCUGUCUUGAUUCCCAAGUGUUAGUCUGUGGUCAUGACCAGAUCUCAGAUGGGUGAUCCUAUGAGUUUGGGUAGGGGUUCACUCUCAUUAAGAGUCUCUGAUGCAGCUUUAAGGUGGUGGGGAGGAUGGCACAAAUUUAGGAAAGGAAUUGUGUGGUUAUAAACUAAAAGUGUGGUAGGAGUUGGGAGGAAACUCUUACUAAAAUGUUAACUUUCUAAAGACCCACUUUUAAAUCUUCCCUGGGCCUCGGGAAAAAUAUGUGACAAGUGAAUGUAAGUCUGUGCCUGGAGAGCUAAUAGUGUGUUAGUCUAUUUCAGCUUAGCGUUCUGCAGCACACAUUGACAUAAAGUUUACUUUGAGUGACAGAUGAUUUGAAAGUGGGUAGAAGUGCUGUUUCUAUCAUUUGUUGUAAUUUAAGUCAAAUUUUCAUACUGAAAAUAAUAUCCAAAUGAUAAGACAUAUGAAAGCUGUUGGUGUUGCAAAUAUUUUUAGGUAAGCUGACCUAGAGCAGAAUAUAUGACUUGAAUUUGAAAAUGAUGCAUGCUGACUCAAGAGGGCAAAAAGGCAGAACUCUGUCAUUUGAAUUGUGUUUUUGAAGUUGGUCAAAAUAGCUCUUAGGGAGAAGUCAUGAAUAACAUGAUUUGGGUGGUGGUAAUUUAUACAGGUUGCACUGUUGAAGUGCCACCUGGUGUCAGAUCCUUCUCCCAGGUAAAUCUCACAGCCCCAGAACCUAACUGGAGAGCUUCAGAGUCAAUCAUUACCAUACUU